AUGAUACUGAAGACCGUUAUCACCAGGAGCUCGCCAAUUAAAGGGCCAAAUACAAGAAUACAACCAUUUGGAGUAAGGUUCAUCUCAUCAACAAAGUCAAACCAAAGAACAAUAUUCCCUCCAGAACUUUCAAAUGAGCCUCAGCAUAAAAGUAAAUUUGACAUAUCAACAAAAUUGAUCAUAAACCCACCAUUAGAAAUUGAUAAAGAUCAAUAUAUAACUCAUCCAGCAUUCCCACAUCCACAACUUUCAAAUAAAGACUGUGAACAGGUCCAUUUUGUUCACAGGCAACCAAUCUCAACAGGUGAUAAAAUAGCUGAUCGAGGUGUUAAAAUUUGUCGAAAAUUAUUCGAUUUCAUAACUGGUUAUAAAAAACCAGAUGAUUUAGGAAACUUGAAAAAUCAUACAGUUAAAGGAACACGAUAUGAAAUGACUGAAGAAAAAUGGAUGACUAGACGAGGCGUCCCUGGUAUGGUUGCUGCGUUUGUUAGACAUUUACAUUCUUUGAGAUUAUUAAGAAGGGAUAAGGCAUGGAUCGAAACUUUAUUGGAUGAAGCCUAUAAUGAAAGAAUGCAUCUUUUAACGUUUAUGAAGUUGGGUAAUCCAUCAUGGUUUACAAGGUUGAUUAUAUAUAUUGGUCAAGGUGUUUUUUGUAACUUGUUCUUUUUGAUUUAUUUGAUGAAACCAAGAUACUGUCAUAGAUUUGUUGGUUAUUUGGAAGAAGAAGCAGUUAGUACCUAUACACAUUUGAUUCAUGAUAUAGAUUCAGGGAGCUUACCCAAAUUUGAUAAAGUUAAAAUUCCUGAAAUCGCAUGGCUAUAUUGGACCGAAUUGGAUGAAAAAUCGAGCUUCAGAGACUUGAUUCAAAGGAUAAGAGCUGAUGAAUCAAAGCACAGAGAAGUCAAUCACACUUUGGCUAACCUUAAACAAGAAAUUGAUAGAAACCCGUUUGCUUUAAAACUUGAUGGAAUUCCAAAGAAGGAUCAGCCUGAUGAAUAUGAUCUCAAGUCUUCUAGACCAUCAGGUUGGAACAGGGAUCAAUUACACUUAUGA
Molecule: messenger RNA, 1053 nt
Organism: Hansenula anomala
Lineage: Eukaryota; Fungi; Ascomycota; Saccharomycetes; Phaffomycetales; Wickerhamomycetaceae
Product: alternative oxidase
Exons: 2
Coding region: 1-1053 (350 amino acids)
Biological process (GO): alternative respiration
Cellular component (GO): mitochondrion
Molecular function (GO): alternative oxidase activity
Source: RefSeq, a predicted model, not a curated record